Messenger RNA from Schistosoma turkestanicum, 2289 nucleotides. Lineage: Eukaryota; Metazoa; Platyhelminthes; Trematoda; Strigeidida; Schistosomatidae. The record is from the annotation of a GenBank genome assembly.
ACAAGGUCGUAGAACGCAAAUACUUUGGGAGGGAGUACGGUUUGUGCUCAGGGGAUGGUAAUUGUUCAUGGAAUCCCUGCCUUCUAAUGUUUUGGAAAAGAUUGUGUCUCUCCUGCCCCUUACUGAUCAGAAGGCUGCAUCAUUAACAUGUCGAAAACUUUACAUUACUCUCUCACAAAGUAUUUUCCUACUGAAACGACGUUACAUUUUGCGGGAGUCAAUAGCAAAAACAAAUUUUUUAUUUUGUGAUUCAAACUUUAUCAAUGGUCGGGAUUCAGAAUCUACCCAACUUAACUUAUAUAGCCCAUCUGUUUCACGUUGCUGGAGUAACUGGAUAACCAGUUUAUCUUUCAAGUAUUCACACCCAGAUCCAAUAGAACUUACCUUCCUUUUGCAAAAAUGCCCACGCCUUCAGUCGCUUGAUCUGACUGAAUGUGACAAUUUGUUCGAUAUAUCCUUGUGCACAAGUACGUUCUUAUCUGAAGCUGCUGACAGAAAUGCCAUCAGCGAAUGUUUAAAUAGCUCAACAAUCAAACUUACACUGGCUAAUAUAUCUACCUUAAAUGAUGUUCAUCUUAAAAACCUAUUUGAGACGUUUCGCGGUGUACGUGACAUUGACCUUAGUGGCUGUCUGUUAGAUUUUAACUCUUCAAGCGUAGACUGUGAAAGCAGUUUAACAUUCGCCAACCUCCUCUCUCUCAUAAGUGGUUUGGGAAUAAACAGCAGUUUCAAAAAACCGUGUGGUGGAACGUUACGUCUAAAUUCUACAUCUAUAAAUGACAUGUCGUUGUCUGCUUUAGCAACCACACCUGGACUAUAUUUAUGUGGCAUAUAUUUGGAUAAUUGUCGAGAAUUGUCAGAUGGUGGAUUGUUAUCGUUAAUCAUGUCAAACAGUGUGUCAAAUUGCCUCAAAGAGAUUUCAUGCGGUUAUCCUGGACACAGAGUGACGUUUCGUGUUGCCGAAGCUCUACUGAAACGAUUUGCUAAUACUCUGACUUAUGUUAGGCUUACAAAUUGGUCAUUCUUAGCGAAUCCACGUAUUUGUUCUCUUCUUCAAAAGUGUUUAGCUAUUGAGUACCUUGAUGUCACCUCUUGUUUUACCUGUUCAAACCUCUUGACCCGUAGUUUUUCACUUCAUUUCGGUCGACUGACAGGUCUGGUACUCUCAGGUCAUUCUGAUUUGAGUGACGAAGAUCUAAACACGAUAUUCAAAAAUCUUAAUGGUCACCUGAAACUACUGGAUGUUAGCUCUUGUGUGUGUCUCACUGAUCUAUCGUUGUCUGCAGUUUACACUUACUUUCCAUGUUUGGAAACAUUACUUGCAAGAUGGUGCAAAGGAUUUACGGAUUCAGGCAUUUGUAAUAUACGGACAGAUAUUUCCAGUGUUUCGGACCCAGGAUUGUUCGGUUUGAAGAAUCUCAAAUCGGUUGACCUUUCUGAUUGUGGGAAAAUAACUGGUUCAUCGUUUACCUGCAAAUAUGUUGGUAAUUUUAAGAUGCAGAAGCUUCAAUCUUUUCGUAUCGGUCGCAUAGGUUCAUUACGUGGUAGUAUUCUGGACUCGAUUCCGUAUAUUGCUCCUCAGCUGCGUAUUUUAGAUAUUUCUCGCUCAUCAGCAGAUGAUGAAACAGUUAAACUGUUAACAUACAGACUUCAAAAUACCUUAAGAGAAUUAUUUGUUUCAGGUUGUGAAAAUUUAACUGACCAGUGUCUAGUCAACAUUUUUCAUAAUAUUCCUUUCUUGCAAAUACUUGAUGUCUCGUUUUGCUCUUUUAUUUCACAAGAAGCUGUGUCUACCUUUAGAAAGUCGAUGCCGUAUUUGCAUUAUGUUAAAGCAAUAUAUAUUGGUUCCCGUCUAAGAAGCGCCCAGUUUAUUUAGUUAUUGCCUAUUUUUUAUCUUUUCCUCCCUCCAAGCCCCCGGUUUUAUUUUUACAGUGGCUUUUAAACGCCGUAACAUAUGUUAUUCGUAAGCGCCCCAAUAAUUGAUUUAUCUUUUCAGUUUGUUAUUAUUUUGUCGCCAGCAUUUUUACUUGUGAUCUCGCUGUUAACUUUAUAUUUCUUUUGACUAGUGUGCAUUUCAAAAGUUACUUAAAUUUUGUAUUACUUUUCUUUACUGUUCUAAAGUUUUUUCUGAAUUAAAAGUGAGAGUGUUUUUAUGUUUUUCUUCCCGAUGAUGUCCGUAUAAUCAAUCAUUUGUUGUUAAUGACUUGAAAUUCUCUGGUUAUUUGAUGGAGUUUUUGUAUCUUUUUGCACCUUCAUUCAGAAUCAAAGUAACUAUAUAACCGCAACAGC